This is a messenger RNA of Gossypium raimondii (Peruvian cotton), 1409 nucleotides long. RefSeq lists its product as uncharacterized. The record is from RefSeq and is a predicted model, not a curated record. The transcript is spliced from 7 exons. Lineage: Eukaryota; Viridiplantae; Streptophyta; Magnoliopsida; Malvales; Malvaceae. Bases 75 to 992 code for a protein of 305 amino acids. Gene Ontology annotation, molecular function: zinc ion binding.
UGAAAAAAAAAACCAUCAAAUUCCCAAAGAAAACGAAAAUACAAGGUUUGUUUUUGGGUUUUAUUAUUCGAUCAAUGUCGGGGGAAUUGCAGUUAGAGCCAGCAGGUGCUCGAAACCCUAGUGAUUCUGAUCCUCUUUUAGGAAACCAGAUCGAUUCGCCGUCGCCGGCGAGUUCGAGUGAGAUUCGGAGUGAAGAUAUCGAGAAUGGUUCGGCUCCUUGUUGCCGCAUUUGCCUCGAGUGCGAUGGUGAAGAAGAUGAUGAAUUGAUAUCUCCAUGUAUGUGCAAAGGCACCCAACAAUUUGUUCAUCGUGCUUGCCUUGAUCAUUGGCGUUCGGUAAAGGAAGGGUUUGCUUUCUCCCAUUGCACGACUUGCAAGGCUCAGUUUCACCUUCGUGUUGAAUUGUUCGAGGACAACUCUUGGCGUAAAAUAAAGUUCAGACUUUUUGUUGCAAGAGAUGUCUUUCUCGUAUUCUUGGCCGUACAAACUGUCAUUGCUGCAAUGGGAGGCUUUGCAUAUGUCAUGGAUAAAGAUGGGGCUUUUCGGAAAUCAUUCAGUGAUGGUUGGGAUCGCAUACUGUCAAACCAUCCUAUACCGUUUUAUUAUUGCGUAGGGGUGCUUGCCUUCUUUGUGUUGCUUGGAUUUUUCGGGCUCAUAUUGCAUUGCUCCUCUCUCAAUAGCAAUGACCCACGAAUGGCUGGAUGCCAGAAUUGCUGUUAUGGGUGGGGUAUAUUGGAUUGCUUUCCUGCAUCUAUGGAAGCAUGCUUUGCACUGGUGGUCGUUUUCGUUGUAAUCUUUGCCAUUCUGGGGAUAGCUUAUGGUUUCCUUGCUGCCACAAUGGCAAUUCAGCGGAUCUGGCAGAAACACUACCACAUUCUUACUAAGAGGGAGCUUACUAAGGAGUACAUUGUUGAAGACCUUCACGGCUCUUAUACCCCACCUAAACUUGAUCCGGAACACGAAGAGCGCUUGAAAAUGAUGAAGCUUUUGUAGUUAGAUGAAGUAAAGGAGGUGGUGAGGAAAGCCAUAAGAGGUAUUUGAGUCUUUCCAAAUUAUUCAGAAUACAAAAAGAUAAAAUUUGGUCGGCUGCUUGGCCAUUUUUGUCAAAAAGAGUUGAGGAGGAGGGGGAGGGGGGAGAGUGAUGUCCUUUUGUCCCUAAAUCUCACUUUGAAGUCUUUACAUCGGUAUUGCUGACAGUGAACAAGGUAACCAGCCGUGCUGGGGUGGCGGGGGUGCAUAAUAAUCUGUGCAGUUAUAUAUAUAUGUAUCUUCUUUCUUGAUGUUUUGUCUAAUAACAAACCAUACUUUGCCUACGAAAACCAUUGAGUAGGUAAAUUGUUCUUAUCUCCACAUUGUUCUACCAAAUAUACUUUUGCCUAUUAAGAUUUUAUAUAAAUCAUUACUUCAAAA